Messenger RNA from Trichogramma pretiosum, 4953 nucleotides. RefSeq names its product serine/threonine-protein kinase 11-interacting protein. Bases 497 to 4255 code for a protein of 1252 amino acids. Gene Ontology annotation, cellular component: cytoplasm. Gene Ontology annotation, molecular function: protein binding. The record is from RefSeq and is a predicted model, not a curated record. Lineage: Eukaryota; Metazoa; Arthropoda; Insecta; Hymenoptera; Trichogrammatidae. The transcript has 21 exons.
CAAACGUUCAUACGUUCUAUUUACAUUCGCAUGAAAUUACUACGCUAAAUAUUUUUUAACUGAUCUGAGCUCGCACACCCUCGUUAUCGUCAAGACGAUGAUUAAUCAAGUAUGGACUGCUCAAAACUGAACAAAAACUAAAUCCCAUGACUGCGUUGUCUGCGAAAAAUCUUAUGGAUUCCUUAGAUUAGUAAUCAAAAAUGUUAUUUACAUCAUUACGUUCACAUAUGUAUAUAGACAACAAGUUCAUCAAAAUGUGAAAGUGCAGUCGAUUCAAGCUUCCAUUAGUCUGUUUAUUAUGGCUGCAACUUGCAACGCAACAACGCUGUGAUCAUCGAAAGAUCUGUAGUAUGGUGAAAUUACGACUGCUACCUUUAUAAAGUUAAAGAGUAGCUCAUUUUUCGAAGAUUUUCUAACUUACGUCCAAAACAAUUUAAAUGCAUUGCAAAAUUAGCAGGUGACAAAGAUUGAAAAUUAUUUUGAAACUUCAAUCAAAAUGUCAAGAACAAUCAACAAUACCAAUACUCUGCCAAACAUGCAGAAAAUUGUUGAGCUUGCUAAAUUAUUAAGAGAUAAAGGAGACAAAAUUUUAAGUGCAUCAAGUAAGUUGACACUCUCGACAAGUCUACUGGCAUCUCUUAAUGAAAAUUUUGCACUGAUUAUUGAAGAACCGGACGAUAUAGAAUCUUCGUUCCAAGUGUGCAACAGUUCAAGAAAUGAAAUAUUCAGAGAUAUCAAGUUUCUACAUGAUUUUGUUCAAAAAACAAUUGGACUUAAAUUAAUGUUCAAUAAAUGUGAAAGUCAAAUUAUUGACAUUACAAAAUUUAGACACUUGAAAUAUUUAGAGCUCCAUAAAAUACCUAUUUCGUCAGUCAAAGGUAUUCAAGCCAUUAGAGGACAGUUAGAAUGUAUAAUUUGUAGUGGUGGACAUGGAGUUAUUUCACUUGAAGAAUUACUGGCUUAUUGCGGAGCAGAUAAAGGAGUAGGAUUUGUUUGGGGUUCACUAACUCGAUUAGCAUUGCCAUAUAAUAAUUUGUCACAUCUGGAUAAAUCUUUGGAAUUUGUGCCUUGGGUGGAAACCAUAGAUUUGAGUCAUAAUGCUCUUACAAGAGCUACAGAUUUAAAAUAUCUCCCAAACGUAAAAAACGUUAAUUUAAGCUAUAAUAAUCUGGAAUUUGUACCACAAUUCAAUAGAGCAGCAUUUUAUUUGCUACAGAAACUUAUUUUACGAAACAACUACAUUGAAAAUAUUAAUGGAUUGGAGAAACUUGAAGGACUGGUAGAAUUGGAUCUCUCUCACAACCUACUUACAGAUCAUAGUUUGCUAUGGCCUUUAUUGGCAAUGCCUUUAUUAAGAACUCUGUGCCUUGAAGGAAAUCCUUUAUCUUAUCAUCCAGAUCAUAAGACAAUGCUUUUUUCUUACUUGCAUCCUGCAUUAGGUAAUAAGAACUGCAAGCUGACAAUAGAUAAUGAAGAAAUAGGUAAAUUUGAUCGUAUUCAAAUAUCUGAAAAUCGUUCGUUUUUCUUGCACUCAAGACAAGAAAAACCAGAACUACGCAGAACUGACAUUACAUCAAGUUCUGAUAUGAAUGCUGCAAAUACAAGCGAAUUGGAAAAUGAACUUGAUGUUUCAUCUGUUUCAAGAAUUAAUGCUAAGAAAAAUGAAAAUAUUCAAGUUGCAGUUAUUGCUGAUGAUGAAGUAGAAAAAGAUGAAAUAAAAUCUGAUUCUAUUGCCAACUCUUUUUUUGAAACAUCCAUGGAUCAUUUAGAAGUAAAAAGGCAAAUACUGGCAUUAAGAGAGAAGUAUGGAGAAGAUAAUUGGUUGAGUAAUCAUGGAGCUACUUGUGUGCAAACUAUAAUGGGUUUGCAGUCAACUCCUACUGCUCCAUUGGGGCUUUUCUCCUCCACUUUGAAUGAUAAUCACCUUAUGCUGCACACUACCAUUGGAAACUCUAACUCAACGUCUCCAUCCCCUAUUUCAAAACCUAGUAGCAGUGAUGAAACUGCAAUGCAGCACCAUGAGAAAUUUGAAGUACAGGUUGAAAUAAAUCAUCACGUAAGUAAGAAUGAUACGAAAACGGAGGUGGAAACUAUAAAUGAAAUAAAUACAAUAAGCGAAACAGAAUUUGAAACUUCUGAAAAUGGAAUAGUGGAUUUGAAAAUAAACGAAGACUUGACAACUUCAUAUGAUCCAGAAGAAGAAACGGGAGACCUAUUUUUACUACAAAAAAAACGUGGACAAGAAGAAUCUGACGAAAUUUUUCUCGUGAUAUCAUCCGACGACAUAAAAGAAAGAGACACUAUGACUGGAAAAAUUUUGUUUCGAUGGGCCACUAAUACAGUUCUUUCGUGCGUUCUGGGACGUGGUACACCUACAACAAUCGAUAUCACAUUUGAUACCACGAGAAAAGAUCGUAAUGCAAGGACUUAUAUCACCAACCUAGAUGAUGCCAAGAAAAUUAAUGAGAAACUCAAUGAAAUGAUCAGAACUUAUGUACCAAUAGUACUCAAAAUUUUUAUGUGCAUGAAAUGCUCUACUCAGUUUUCUCAAGACGGUGAUAAUAACAUUGUAACAUCUCAACCUGCUUUACCAAAAUGUCCAACUUGCAAAAGCACAUUAGUUAUACAGUCAGAUGAACUGUUAUCACCAGACAAAGAAAAAUUAGAAAAGAUUCCAGAAAAAAUCAAGACUAAUCUUCCGAAAGAAGAAAAGGUCAACGAAAUGAAGCUUCCACAUUCAAGCUCACAAUCUAGCAUAGGUGGAUCAGAGGGUGGCGCUAUGUCCAUCAUCACUUCUAUAGUGCACUCCGACUCUCACCCUCAAGCUCAAAUCAGCUGUUCAGCAACAAGUUUAGAAGAAUCACGAGAAUCAACUCCAUCAACUGGAACAACAACUAAGAAAUAUGAAAGCGAUAUUGAGAUAUUGAGUAAUCCCAGCCAAAGCAGCAUCGAAAUUCUUGAUGAUGGAUCAAAGUCAACAACACCUCAUCGAAAGAAAUCAUUGGAAGAAAGACGAAUAGCUGUUGCCCCGUCAUUAUUAACAAUUCCAGAUUCAAGUAUCAUUAUGGCUGGUUUGACUGAAAGUAGUUCCUCAGGUUCUUUGACUGAUAGUGUGUGCACUGCUUAUGAAAAUAUAACUUCAAAACUGAUGGAUAAGAAUGAAAUGUCCAACAGUAAAAGUACCCUAAAGAGUGAAGGAGAUGCAGACAAUACUUUAACACCUGUGACAAAUCUCUCGUCGAUGCUGGGAGAAUUACUUCAAAGCAUGAAAAUCGGUACAACAAAGGAUAUUAUGUCAAGAUCUGAGGAAACUUCCGAGUUUAUGGGCAACAAUAUUCAAUAUUCUUAUACAAAUUUCAGUGACAUUGAUCAUAGAAUAAAACUUCAUAUUAUUUUGAAUGUUUUUGAGCACGAAAACGAAGAUAUAGCAUUUCUUCUUAGAGCAGAUAUAUUAACACAUUCAUCAAAUGAGUCAUUUCCUGGGUGCUUAGUCAUGUCAACAGCUAAAGUUUAUAUUUUACGAAUAACUGGAAAAGAGGGAGAGGAUCCUCAAAGAUGGCUACAAAAAGAAUCGAGUUGGACUAUAGAUAGACUUAGAUCUUUCUCACCAUUGCCAUACAAACAAGGUAUACUAGUCGAGUUACAACAGCCCAACAAACCCGGAGAAGCUCCGAUAAACACGGUUCUCUUGUGCAUCCUUCAAGAUUUUCAAAGAACUUCCAACUUUUUAUUCUAUCUUACAAAUUCCCCUCUUCCUCCAAGCUGUGAAGUGGAAUUUAUAGUUCCACAAUACUGUAAUGCAGCCUUGAAAAAUAUGUUGAAAUUCUGCAAGAAUUACAAAGAAGAAGUCCCUAUAAGAUUACUAGCUCUUUUCUCUUCUGCAACCCUUAAAUGGUCUAAUGAUAGUGUAAAAUUAAAAAUGUCAAGUUUAAUUAUAACUUCAUCUGAUCUGAUAGUCAUGCAAGACAAGAUAAACUGGCUUUUAUCAGAAAAAAAUGAGCUUCCAGGCAUUGUAGUAGAGCAAGGAAUGAGUAAUUUGAUUGAAGUAGAAAUAGCUGGCAAUACUUUAACUCUAAAUUUCUUGGACGAAGUAAUAGGAGAAGAUUCUACUUGGAUUUUUGAAUUUGUAUCGUCAAACGCUGCGGAAGCGGUCAUCAAUUCUAUAAAACCACCGUGGGAAGAGCUGUUUUCUGUACCACUGCAAAUUAAUGCGCCGUUGAUGGACAAAAGUAGUGGCAGUCUAGACCAUAUGUGACCUUGUUCAAUUUUGAAGCAAAAUUGUAUUCAAAUCAUUGCGACUGUGUAGGUACACAAUGUGCUUUUUCAAUAGUUAAUUGUAAUAUCAUAUUUGUAAUUUUCUCAUCCUCCUACGAGUGACUGUUUCAUUAGUGAUAUAAAAGCAAUGCUCGUGGAGAAAAUUUUCAUUAUGUAGAGAGCUGAUUUAUUUUUUUUUCUUAUUAUUUGUUCAUUAGUUCAAAACAUUAUACAUUACGAAUUUAUUGCAACGUUAUAAAUAACCAUGUUUCGUACAUAUAUGUUUGUUAUUAACUUUACCAUAAUUUAUCUGUUUCAAAUAUUUUGUUAAACUAAAGUUGAUUAAGUUUUCUCGCAAGAUCGAAUACUUUAUUGUAAGAAAAAGAUCGUGCAAUUGAUGAGAUAUGAAGUAAAAUGAAUAAUUUGAAUGUAAAGAAAAUUUUUCAAUUCAUGCAAUUUCUCGUUUGAUUUGCGAGGAGCAUGCGUUAAAAAUAAAAUUAGGUACUAUUCAACAAAAAGCCAUCAUCGUAAAUCUCAUAGAUCACUUGGAAUAUUUGCUCUGCGGAAAGAAAUUCAUAAAGUGAAAUAUUUUCGCCAGAGACUGUGAUACUAAGGUUUUGACUCAAAUGUAAAUAAGAUUUCGAAAUUUUAUAUUUUUAUCAAUUUUAGUUUAUUAUAAAUUUCAUGCGUUGUUAUGUA